AAAAUCAUAGAAGACUGUUUAAAUUCAAACUCAAACUCAAGAACAGUUUGCGCCCACAGGAAGUUAGAGGGUUUCUAAAGAUUCAACGCUAUUAAGUUGUCGUAUUUUAGAGGGAUUUUUUAUUUUUUUGAAGUCCUGAAAAUCAGGAUAAUAUUGACAGAGAGUGUUAUAAGUCAAUACAGAUUCAAAGAAACAGGGUUUCAUAUAUAGCGCAUAUAUAUAUAUAUAGUGCCCCCAGCAGAAACAAAACCUCAGUGGAGGGAGAAGGUUUUAUUGUGUAGAAGACGAUGGGUUCAAUAGAGACGAACAGAGAAGACCAGGCUGCCUCUUUUUCAUGGUGGUGGGAUAGCCAUAAUCAUCCCCAUCAAUCUCAGUGGCUUGAAGCCACUCUCUCAGAUUUGAACGAGAAGACUAAGCUCAUGCUAAAUAUUAUAGAAGAAGAUGGAGAUUCAUUUGCAAAGAGGGCUGAGAUGUUCUACAAAAGAAAACCUACGCUGAUAAACUUGCUUGAAGACUUCUACAAGUCGCACCGUUCGCUCGCUGAGAAGUAUGAUCAGCUUAGGUCUGAACUAAUUCAAGCCUCCCAUCUGAGAUCAUUUUCUUCCUUACACUCCUUGAAAGUCCAAACCAUCCACAAGUGCGAAAAGGAAGUCAAGGCUUUGAAGACACAGGUUCAGACAGACCAAGAAUCCUAUGAAGAAUCCGAUGGUGAGAAAAUGUGGGACGAAAAGAUCUCAGAACUCAUAGAGGAAAAUAUUCAGCAGCAGGCUGAGUUGAUAAGGAGAAACAAGUACCAGAAUGAAACAAUUCAGAAGCUGAGGGAUGAGAACAAAAGGUUGAAGAAGAGUCCUCUGGCAGGACAAAAGGCUGAUGAUCUCAAAAGGCAAAACCAAUCUCAGUUUUCAAGGUCCAAGUCCAAAGGGCCUUCUUUCCUUGGAAGGCUCACUGGAUGCACUGGCUCUCGGUCAUGAUUAACUGGAUAACUUUUCAAUUUUAAACAUA
Molecule: messenger RNA, 1002 nt
Organism: Prunus avium (sweet cherry)
Lineage: Eukaryota; Viridiplantae; Streptophyta; Magnoliopsida; Rosales; Rosaceae
Product: protein NETWORKED 3B-like
Molecular function (GO): actin binding
Source: RefSeq, a predicted model, not a curated record